AUGGAACUGGGUCUUGAGAGAGACCAGACUCUCCCUCUGACAACGGGAAGAGUCCUUCAGGGCAAUCAGACCCAGAGACGCCCAAAGCAAAAGGAGGACUGCUCCCACUGUGGAAAGAGUUUUACCAAGUUAGGGAACCUGAAUAGGCAUGAGAGGACACACACAGGAGAAAAACCUUUCCAAUGCUCCCAGUGUGGAAAGAGUUUUAACGAACUAGGGUACCUAUUAAUACACAAGAGAAUACACUCUGGAGAGAAGCCUUACCACUGUUCCAAAUGUGGAAUGACUUUUACCUGGUUAGGGAGCCUGAAAACACACAAGAGAAUACACACGGGAGAAAAUCCUUUCCUAUGUUCCCACUGUGGAAAGAAUUUUACCCAGUUAGGGAACCUAAAUCGGCACAAGAGGACACACACAGGAGAGAAGCCUUAUCACUGUUCCCAGUGUGGAAAGAGUUUUAGGGGUUUAGUGAGCCUGAAACAGCAUGAGAGGACACACACAGGAAAAAAGCCUUACCAAUGCAUCACAUGUGGAAAGAGAUUUACCCAGUUAAAGUCCAUGAAAUUACAUGGAGGAAUACAUACAGGAGAGAAACCUUAUCAAGGUUCCCAGUGUGGAAAGAAUUUUAGGAGUUUAGUGAACCUGAAACAGCAUGAGAGGACACACCCACAAGAAAAGCCCUACCAAUGCUCCCUGUGUGGAAAGAGUUUUACCAAGUUAGAGGGCCUGAAUAAGCAUGAAAGAAUACAUACACAGGAGGAGAAGAAAUACCACUGCUCUCAAUGUGGAAAGAUAUUUUCCCAGUCAGAGGACCUGAAAUCACAUGAGAGAAUAGAGAGACUGUGUUCUGACUUGUGUUUUUGACUGAGAAUUUGUGUUUUUGUUUUACACAUUAAAAUCAUAUUGUUUAAAUACAAUACGUACAAUACGGAGGUAAAUGAAAAUAUAUUUGCCCAAAUGAGGAAUCUGGGAUAAUUAGCUUCUUUAAAAAAUUGUUUUUGCUGUGUAUGGUUUCAAAUCACAAGCUUGUAGGCUUAUUCCUAUUUGGGUAGUGCGUGUGGCAAUAGACCUCGUUGAUUAUUGAGUUGCGGCUGUCAGUGAAAAGCAUCUCAAAUAGGUGUGAAGAUAAUGUCUCUUGAGGAUAAUUUAAAAUGUUGAGACGAGGAGAAGGGGAGGGUUGUGUGGUGAAGAUAUAGGUGAGUAUCUCUUCAGAAUGUCCUCCGCUGGCUUCCACCAAUUCUUGCUCCUUCGUUGUUUCAUUGUGUGAAUUGAUUGCCCUUAGAUUGAGUUUAUUAUAUCAAUUCCCCUUUACAAAUGUCACCAGUAGUAAAUGUACCGUUACUUCCUGUCAUUUGGUUACAUUAUUUUCUGUUAAUACAUGUAUUAAUUACAGUCAUUUACCGUUGUCAUUCUCGGAGUGGAAACGUUGUCUGUUCAAAACCUGCUACAGUUUUAUUCAGUUAGGGAGCCUGAAGGAGCAUGAGUGGGCAAACACAGGAGAAUAGCCUUACCACUGCUCCCAGUGUAAAAACUGAUUUUCAAGAGUAGGGGGGGGGGGGGGGGCUAAAAGCUCAUGAGGACACACACAGGAGAAAAGCCUUUCCAAUGUUCCUAGUGUGGAAAGAGUUUUACCUGGUUAAGGAGCCUGAAGGAGCAUAAGAGGGCACACACAAUAAAUUAAAAAAAGUCCAACCACUGCUCUCUCUGUGUGGAAGGACAUUUUCCCAGUCAGAGAACCUGAAAUCACAUGAGAGAAAAGAAAGGCUAUAUUCUGACUUAUAUUUUUGACUGAGAAUGUGUUUUUGUUUUGUGCCACAUGAAAUCAUAUUGUUUAUACCUGUCUAUAUAAGGUUCCACAGUUGGCAAUGCAUGCCAGAGCAAAUUCCAAGCCAUGAGGUUGAAGAAAUUGUCUGUGGAGCUCAGAGACGGGAUUGUGUCGAGGCACAGCU
Molecule: messenger RNA, 1949 nt
Organism: Oncorhynchus mykiss (rainbow trout)
Lineage: Eukaryota; Metazoa; Chordata; Actinopteri; Salmoniformes; Salmonidae
Source: RefSeq, a predicted model, not a curated record